This is a messenger RNA of Aureobasidium melanogenum CBS 110374, 2523 nucleotides long. Its product is annotated as P-loop containing nucleoside triphosphate hydrolase protein. The coding region runs from base 1 to 2523 and encodes 840 amino acids. NCBI's taxonomy places the organism in Eukaryota, Fungi, Ascomycota, Dothideomycetes, Dothideales, Saccotheciaceae. Gene Ontology annotation, molecular function: hydrolase activity, acting on acid anhydrides; RNA helicase activity; ATP binding. The transcript has 2 exons. Gene Ontology annotation, biological process: mitochondrial RNA 3'-end processing; RNA catabolic process. The record is from RefSeq and is a predicted model, not a curated record. Gene Ontology annotation, cellular component: mitochondrial degradosome.
AUGCUUGCAUUGACUCGCCAAGCAGGCAGCUCGCUUUUUCCUGCCUCGACCUCCUUGCGCCUUCGCCAUCCGCUCUAUCGUUGCGCCUUCUCCACCACCCGCCACGCUCCUAGGGAUCACUCCUCGAACAAGCCAAACACUGCUUCUACCGCCAGGCGUCCUCUAAUACGCAAGCAUGCCGGUGAUUCCAAGAAAUCUCGGUUAUCCGAUAGGAAACCCAAAUUCCUCGAUGUCUUGAGAGAACACCUCGCCACCGUCAAGCUCGAACUGUACACCACUCCCAUCGGCCAGAAACUUGAGGCAGAAAGCAAAUUCAGAGAAACCUGGUCCGACUUUACUGACUCCGUCAUCAAUACUGGCGACAAAAAUUCGAAUCACCCUGCCCUUGUUGCUAGAAGGAUCCAGCAUCAAGCUCUGCGUGACUCCUGGUUCGAAAGAGGUGUUAAUGGCCUGCAAGAUCGAAUCAAGUACGCUUUCUACAACCAUGUCAUUUCCGCAAGUUUCACGCCCUCGGACAUUCGCAACCAAAAGGCUCUAGCCGAUCUCCGCUAUCCCACAGAAUGGUAUCCUGCCACCCGUACCAUCCACCGAACCAUUCAUCUUCACGUCGGCCCCACCAAUUCUGGCAAGACAUACCAUGCUUUACAACGUCUAGAACAGGCUGAAACUGGUGUCUAUGCUGGUCCCCUACGUCUUCUUGCUCACGAAGUCUACACAAGACUCAACGCAAAAGGCAAACAGUGCAUGCUUAUUACUGGUGAAGAAAAGCGUGCUCCCGACGAUGACUCUUUGGCUGCCGAUAUCACCAGCUGUACUGUCGAGAUGAUGCCACUCAACAAGGACGUUGACGUUGCCGUUAUAGACGAGAUUCAGAUGAUAGGUAAUGCUGAGCGAGGUUGGGCCUGGACGCAGGCUGUCUUGGGUGUAAAAGCUCGCGAAGUUCACUUGUGCGGUGAGACCCGAACCGUUCCCUUAAUACGUGAGUUGUGCGCUUCUAUUGGUGAGAAGCUCGUCGUUCACGAGUACGAGCGUUUGAGUCCCCUAAAGAUGGCAGAUAAAAGCUUGCAGGGAAGUCUCAAGAAGCUGCGAAAGGGUGAUUGUAUUGUCAGUUUCAGCGUCAUGGGCAUUCAUGCGCUACGGAAGUCGAUUGAACAGUCUACAGGAAGAAAAGUAGCUACCGUAUACGGCAGCUUGCCACCCGAGACCAGAGCUCAACAGGCACGUCUCUUUAACGAUCCCGACAAUGAUUACGAUUUUCUCGUCGCUAGCGACGCUAUCGGCAUGGGGCUUAACUUGAGCAUUAAACGCGUCAUUUUCGAGUCAUCGUCCAAGUAUGAUGGAUUCCGUCAGAGGACUCUGGCUGUUCCGGAUAUUAAACAGAUUGCCGGCCGAGCUGGCCGCUACAAGAGUGCUUACCAGGCCAACAAGGCUUCUGAGGCAGCGGCUGCUCACGCUCUUGCAGAGGCAAAAGGAGAGUCAGAACCAGGAAAAGAGACCAUAACCGAAGUCCCUAGCACUCAGAAGGAAACUGCCAAGUCUCAAGACUCGACGCUAGGUCUUGUGACAACACUUGAGGACUUCGAUUUUCCCACCAUCGCAAACGCAAUGAAGGAAGAGCCCGAGCCUAUUCGCUCUGCAGGCAUUUUUCCUCCUGCACCCAUUGUUGAGCGGUUCGCCUCAUAUUUCCCUCCUGGUACACCGUUUUCAUACAUCCUCAUGCGAUUACAUGAGCUUUCUCAGAUGCAUUCAAGGUUCCACCUCUGUGGCUUGAAAGAUCAGCUCUGGAUUGCUGAUCUGAUAGAGCCCGUUCAAGGUCUGACAGUCACUGAUCGAAACAUCCUGUGCGCCUGUCCGGCAUCAAAGUCUGACAAAGAUAUGAUCGGCAAACUUCUGCCAGCUCUGGCACGUUGUAUAGAACAGCAAGGCGGUGGUGCCCUUUACGACAUAGCGGAAAUGCCUCUUGAAGUCCUAGAAUUGCAGAUGUCGCCGAGCAGAGAUUACCUUCGCCAACUUGAGCAGCUGCACAAGGCCAUUGUUGCCUACCUAUGGCUCAGUUACAGAUUUGCUGGGAUUUUUACCACGCGUCCAUUGGCAUUUCACGUGAAAGGCCUCGUGGAAGAAAAGAUCGAACACGUCCUUCACCAGUUCUCCUUUACAGAAAGUAAGAGAAGAAAGAUUAAGGCCGCACGAGAGAAAUCCUUGAUGGCAGAAGCCCAACGAGAAUCUGUACUGGCUGAUGAAGAGGACGAGGAUGGAGCAACCCCAGAACUAGAACAGCAAACCAGCGUCACUGCGGGAGGUGACCAAUUUGCAGGAGAGACUGAUCUCGAAAUCAUGGACGAUGCCGAGUGGAUUGCGAACGAAGAAUCUGCUACCAGCCAGAACCAGACUCCGAACUCGGUUGCGGCCGACAAUCCAGACGUCCAAAGUGCAACUAAUGACGAAGCGCAAAGAGUACAAGGCUCAGCAGAAUCCAUGCAGAAUGGUCAGGAGCUUGGUGGGAUGCGGAAGCGUGAAGAGUAG